AUGCUGCCCAGGAAGGCGGGUCCGGAGCGUCGAGACGUGAUUGGAAACCGGCUUCCGGCCUCCCGGGCGGGCGUCUCGCUGGGAGCCCGGAGCCUGCCUGGAGCUGUGUGCGUCGGCCUCGGCCUGGUCUUGAGCCUCCAGGAGAUCGAGGCCUACUAUUUCUACUUCGAGCAGAGAAAUGGAGCUCCUUUCUGGAUGGGCAGCCUGUUCAUCCUCUCCGGCACCUUCUCUGUGGUGGGCGAGCGACGUGGCAGCAAGUGGGUCCACCUGGCCACAUUCCUCAACCUGGCUAGCGUCGUGGCGGGCUCGCUGGCCUUGGCGGUGGGCGUGGCAGACAUCCCAUCCCUGACUUACCAGCCCUACUUCAUUGGGGAGCUGUGCAAGCACAGAGAGGAGGACCUGCCUUACCGACCGUGGGAGGCAACAACCCAUCCUCCGUACGACGAGAGGGACCAAGAGCAGGCCAAGCGGUGCCAGGAGGUUCUGUGGGCGCUCGUGCGCGUGUUCAACAGCGCCCGGAUCCUCCUGCUGACCGUGUCCAUCGCCGCUCUCAGCAUCGCCCUCUUCUGCUUCGGAUACGGCCUCCGCCUCCUGUGCUGCUGCUGCUGGGAGGGGUGGCAGGAGUACGUGGCCCUGGGGGACCCUGACACCUCUCCUGCCCCUGAAGAGCCAGGCAAAGAGGAGAACCUUACCUGAAGUUGCAGAGGAAAGCCCCCUCCCCCACCCUUGGCUCUUCCCAGGGGCCGAAUGCCAGCUGUCCUGCAGUGGGCGACGCUUUGCGGGGCCCCAGCACUUCCCUGCCACGACUACCAAACUGAAAUGCUCCUUACUUACGCAUCACAUCGCCUCUCAGGCCAGCUAACUGUUCUCUUGCACACGGGAUUAAUUAAAGUGGCUUUUCUGCAAUUCA
Molecule: messenger RNA, 910 nt
Organism: Candoia aspera
Lineage: Eukaryota; Metazoa; Chordata; Lepidosauria; Squamata; Candoiidae
Exons: 6
Coding region: 1-696 (231 amino acids)
Cellular component (GO): membrane
Source: RefSeq, a predicted model, not a curated record